AUGGCUCCGAUAACACCUCCCCCGGCAGCUAGCAGCACUGAGACUCAAGCAUCCUCUACAAGUGCUAAUGAGGAGGAGGACAGACCAUACGAGGUGCUCAUCACCGGCUUCGGUCCCUUUGGAAAGACACUCGUAAACCCUUCCUGGUCCAUAGCAACCCAGCUGCACGAUGUUACCCUCUAUCCUCCGGUUCCCCCGCCGAGUCCCAAGCGCAAUAUCCAUAUUCAAAGUCUGAACCUGCCCGUAUCAUACGCGAAUACUCUCGAUGCAGUGCCACGGAUCCAUGGUCAAGAUCCUACCUCGCCCUACGCGAAGAGGGACAUCGACGAGAGGGGACCCACGGACGGCGCUCAGGGGGAUGGAGCGCACCCAUACCCCUCGGGGUACGCUCCACGCCUGCAUCAUCCCGCAGCAGGGUACGAUUUGGUCAUCCACAUCGGUGUAGGCCUCAAUGGUGGUGUACGAGUGGAAAAGCAGGCACACAAGGAGGGCUACAAGAAGCGAGAUGCCUUUGAGCGGGAAGCUCCCCCGUCUGAUCACCCCCGCCACUACCAGUCUGGUUCAGAUUGCGGGUCAUCAGCUACAAAAGCAAAAGGGCCCUUCUCCUUUCUCCACUUCCUCCUCUUCUUCUUCCUCUCCACCUUACAAGCAUCCUCACUCUCGUUUUACUCCUCCUUCUUCCAAGAGGGGGGUGGAUUUGGAAAGGGGUACGAGGACUUUAAGGAUGUAUGCAAGACGACGAUUGAUGUGGAUGGGCUGGUAGCUAUGCUCGAGGCGCGCGGGUGUGGUCCCGUGUCUGCCUCGACUGAUCCAGGCAGGUAUCUUUGUGACUUUACAUACUACUGCUCUCUAGCCGAGUCACGUCGUGCUACUGUCUCUUCCUCGACUGGGAAUGAAAAGGAUGGAGGUAGCAUAGACGGUGCGCCAAGCAAGCAGCCUGAAACACAGGUCUUGUUCAUUCACGUCCCUCAGGUCGGCCAGCCUCACUCGGUCGAGGAUGGUAGGAAGAUUGUAGUACAGGCCAUCGGGUGGAUCCUCUGGGGACGGUGA
Molecule: messenger RNA, 1050 nt
Organism: Microstroma glucosiphilum
Lineage: Eukaryota; Fungi; Basidiomycota; Exobasidiomycetes; Microstromatales; Microstromataceae
Product: peptidase C15, pyroglutamyl peptidase I-like protein
Exons: 2
Coding region: 1-1050 (349 amino acids)
Biological process (GO): proteolysis
Source: RefSeq, a predicted model, not a curated record